CUGUUCUUCCCUUUUGUUAAAAUCACCAGGUCCAGACUCAACACCAUAUUGUGUAUAUAUUUAUAUUAUUUUAAUUUCAUCAUGCAUUAUUAUUUAAUUUAAUUUAUUUUUAUUCGAUUUCCAAACUGCCCUUCCAUUCAAAAUUACUUUUAGCCCAAAAAGAAGCACUAAUUUUCGAGCUAGACUGCCAGAACACACGUGCUCUGUUUCUACCCUUCAUUAAAACAGAGCACACCCCUCGUUUUUAUUAUAAAAAACAGAGCAUGUUUUAAACUGGCUCGUCUUCCUCGCUAGGGCAGAGAUCCAGCAGAGAGGCCUCUUCCCCCAUCUCACUGAAAUGGAAGGAAGGGUCUCUUCGGUGGCUGUUCUUCUCUGCAUUGCAGUAUUAAUGGUUACUUCUACUUCUCCAUCCGAGGCAGCCCAGUCAAAAGCAUCUUUCGAAGAUAAUUUCAGCAUUAUGUGGUCCGAGAACCAUUUUAAAACCUCAGAAGACGGGCAGAUCUGGUAUCUCUCCCUCGACAAAGAAACAGGCUGUGGGUUUCAAACAAAGCAGAGAUACAGAUUUGGGUGGUUUAGCAUGAAGCUGAAGCUGGUCGGAGGAGACUCCGCCGGUGUUGUGACUGCUUAUUAUAUGUGCUCGGAAAAUGGGGCAGGGCCGGAGAGAGAUGAGGUAGACAUUGAGUUUUUGGGUAACAGAACAGGGCAGCCAUACCUGAUUCAGACGAAUAUUUACAAGAACGGUACAGGGGGGAGAGAGAUGAGGCACAUGCUCUGGUUCGACCCAACGGAAGAGUUCCACAUCUAUUCCAUUCUCUGGAACAACCACCAGAUUGUGUUCUUCGUGGAUAGAGUUCCAGUGCGAGUUUUCAAGAACAAUGGGAAAGCAAAUGCCUUCUUCCCAAAUGAGAAGCCUAUGUACUUGUUCUCCAGCAUAUGGAACGCCGACGACUGGGCUACCCGAGGCGGCCUUGAGAAAACAGACUGGAAGAAAGCCCCCUUCGUUUCCUCCUACAAGGACUUCAAUGUGGAGGCCUGCCAAUGGGAAGACCCCUACCCUGCCUGCGUAUCCUCCACCACCACCAAUUGGUGGGAUCAGUAUGAUGCCUGGCACCUCUCUAAUUCCCAAAAGUUAGACUUUGCAUGGGUCGAAAGGAACCUCGUUAUUUAUGAUUAUUGUAAGGACACCGACCGAUACCCCGUCCUACCCGACGAGUGUUCAUUGAGUCCGUGGGAUUAAUUGAUUAGUGAAACUACUACGACGUUAUUCAUUUAUUUGUUAUCCUAAGUUUUCUUCAUUUACUUUAAUUUUUUAUACAGAUAUGAAGGUGUGUUUUAUUUUAAUUUUGGGUCUUGUAUCGAACCGAUGCAUUAGCGGUGUAUUAUAUUAUUUUUAAUAUAAGCAUGCACUAAAAGCCUUAUUUUUGUAA
Molecule: messenger RNA, 1427 nt
Organism: Malania oleifera
Lineage: Eukaryota; Viridiplantae; Streptophyta; Magnoliopsida; Santalales; Ximeniaceae
Product: probable xyloglucan endotransglucosylase/hydrolase protein 8
Exons: 4
Coding region: 338-1237 (299 amino acids)
Biological process (GO): cell wall biogenesis; xyloglucan metabolic process
Cellular component (GO): cell wall; apoplast
Molecular function (GO): xyloglucan:xyloglucosyl transferase activity; hydrolase activity, hydrolyzing O-glycosyl compounds
Source: RefSeq, a predicted model, not a curated record